Spinacia oleracea (spinach) is the source of this 5125-nucleotide messenger RNA. Its product is annotated as protein transport protein SEC16B homolog. Bases 429 to 4706 code for a protein of 1425 amino acids. NCBI's taxonomy places the organism in Eukaryota, Viridiplantae, Streptophyta, Magnoliopsida, Caryophyllales, Amaranthaceae. The record is from RefSeq and is a predicted model, not a curated record. Gene Ontology annotation, biological process: Golgi organization. The transcript is spliced from 14 exons. Gene Ontology annotation, cellular component: endoplasmic reticulum exit site; ER to Golgi transport vesicle membrane.
GGUUGUGUGGGGUUGGUUUUGGUUUUGGUUUUGGUUGGACUCUUGCCUCUGCUUCGACGACAAUAACUCCUAUCUCUCUUCUUUCUUUCCAUUAGUUUCUUCUUCGUUGAUGCGAUCAAAUAUUGUAUACUCCGUACAUCUAUGGAAGUUUGAUCUUUUUUGAUUUUAUACAACAAGGAGGAAGAGUAGAAAGAGAUUUGUGUUCAAUUAUUCAUACUAGGGCGUUGUUCAAUUAUUUUUGUUCGAUUUUGGUAUUUGAUUUGCUUCUGUGCGAUUUUCGGAUCUUAAUUUUGGUGUCCAAUUUCAGUAGUAUUCGUUGAGAGCAGGAAAUUUAGGGGGGGGGGGGGGGGGGGGGUGGGGUUUAGGGUUUGCAGAAUUGGGGUUGUUGUCGUUCUACAGUGAUUUGUUAGGGAUUUAAUUUUAACUCAAUGGCGUCAAAUCCUCCAUUUGAGUUGGAGGAUCAGACGGAUGAGGAUUUCUUUGAUAAGCUAGUAAACGACGACGAUGAUGAUGAUAUUAGCUCGAAAACCACUGGAUUGAUUAAUGCCAAUGUUUCAUUGGAUGGGAAUGAGUCUGAUGAAUUAAAAGCAUUUGCUGAUUUAAGCAUUGGUGAGAUAAGUAGUGGUAAUACUGGCUCGGAAACAAUGGGGGUGAAGGGAAGCAAUGAUAUUCUGCAGACGCAGAGUGUUGAACAGGUUGUUGACGGGGAGGCUAACUCUACAUUAGUAUCGUCAGAUAUGCCACUUUUGGAUAAUGGGCCUGUAUCGGAGGAUGGGGUUACGGCUUUUGAAGCUAAGUCAGAUUUGAGGAGCGAGGUUAGUUGUUCACCUACAAGUGGUGCUAAAGAGGUCCAAUGGAGUGCCAUCACUGAUUCAGCUAUGCACGGUAGUGGUGGGAUUGGAUUUUAUGAUGAUUUCUUUACUGAAAUAGGAGAAGGGGAAACGGGGAGUUUCCAGACUGAAGCUAACGCUGUGCCUGGAAAUGAAGAAAGCAAGAAUGCAGUUAUAGAGAAUUCACAUAGUAAUUUUGAGUAUCAAGGUAUAACUAGAGAUUCUACUGAACAACCUCUAAAUGGGGCAGAAACAAAUAGCAUUGAGUAUUGGGAAAGCCUUUACCCUGGAUGGAAGUAUGAUUCAAAUACUGCACAAUGGUAUCAGUUGCACAGUAGUGAUGGAAUUGCAAAUGGGCAGGAAAGCUUUGGUGUCCCUGCUGGAAAUAUACAAGGAACCUUUGAAGCAAGUGGAGACAGUAUAUGGACACCUUCUAAUGUCCAGUCAUCCCAAGUUUUUAACGCACAACAAACUGCUCAAACCGCUGUUGGAACUAUAAGUCAAUUAAGUAAAACUGAAAAUUCAACUGGCCAGAGUUAUGUUCUGCAACAGACUGGCGAAUAUCAGUAUCCAGUGCAUAUGAUUUUUGACCCUCAGUACCCUGGUUGGUAUUACGAUACAAUAGCUGAACAAUGGUGUUCAUUGGAAGCAUAUCAUGCAUCAAUUCAGUCAACAGAGGAGAAUUCUAAUCAGCCGACACAAAAUGGAUUCCUCUCCUCAACAGGUUAUUCUCAUGCUAGUAGUCAGGGAAUCAAUAAUGGUCUACAAGGUGCCAGAGGUGACGGCCUGGGAAAAAGUUUGGCUACAUCCUCUGUAAACUAUGACCAACAGGGUGCAAAUGCUCAGUAUGAGAUGGUGAGCAGGUCUGCUGCCAAUACUAGUGUGGUUCCAUCGUGGCAAAGCCCUAGUGAUUUCAAUAGUUUCACUAAUAGUCAAGUGAACCAGCAGACUUCCUUUGAUUCUACCAGAGGUUUUAACGAGAAAACAAGUCAGAGUAAUGAUAAUUCAAAUUGGGCUAGUGGUUUGAACAACUUUUCUGCUGACAAUGAUAUUCAGUUGUUUAAUCAUGCUCAACAAGUUAUGCAAAAUGGACAGCCAGCUCAAUACCCAACUGGUCAUUACACCAGUCAACAUGCAGCUACUGUUGCCCAACCUUUAUUUUCCAAUGGCCACCAUGUCUCUCGUUCACCAAGUGAGGGAAGGUCAUCUGCAGGUCGUCCUCCUCAUGCUUUAGUUACAUUUGGAUUUGGUGGGAAGCUUGUAGUAAUGAAAGAUAAUAAUGCUAGUGGGUUUUCAGCACUUGGGAGCAAGAGUGGCGAUGGAUGCUUCUUAUCUGUACUCAAUUUGAUGGAAGUUGUGAGUUCGAGCAAGGGUCCUUAUAGCACUGAGACAAGUGCUCAUAGCUAUUUCCAUUCUUUGUGUCACCAAUCCUUUCCUGGUCCUUUAGUUGGUGGAAAUGUGGGAAACAAAGAGUUGAAUAAAUGGAUUGAUGAGAGGAUAUCAAACUGCGAUUCUCUAGAAAUGAAUUACAGUAAAGGUCAAGGUUUGAAGUUGCUUCUUUCCUUGCUAAAAAUAGCUUGUCAACACUAUGGAAAAUUUCGUUCCUUUGGGGGAGAUUCAGGGCCGAAGGAAAAUGACCUUCCAGAAUCAGCAGUUGCCAAACUCUUUGCAUCUGCCAAGAGGAAUGAUGGCCAGUUCAAUGAUUAUAAGCCAAUUCCAAAGUGCUUGAUGACCUUACCUUCUGAAGCACACACUCAGACAACUGCUACCGAGGUACAAAACCUUCUGGUAUCAGGUAGAAAGAUGGAGGCUUUGCAACGAGCUCAAGAAGGCCAGUUCUGGGGGUUUGCUCUAGUUCUUGCCCGAGAACUUGGUGAUCAGCUUUAUGCUGAUACUGUGAAGCAAAUGGCAGUUAGCCAGCUAGUCGUUGGCUCACCUUUGAGAACUUUGUGCCUUUUGGUAGCUAGAAAACCAGAAGAGGUUUUCUCCAAUAACAUGAUGCCUUCUGAUGUGUAUGGAGCAGUACAGAUGUUGCCACAGCCUGUGCAGAAUGCAGGUUGUAGCAUGCUAGACAACUGGGAGGAGAAUUUGGCUGUAAUAACUGCAAAUAGAACAGAGAAUGAUGAGCUUGUGAUUAUCCAUCUGGGAGAUUGUCUACUGAAGGAAAGAAAUGAUGUUACUGCAGCACAUAUCUGCUACUUGGUCGCGGAGGCUAGUUUUGAGUUAUAUUCAGAUAGUGCACGAUUGUGUCUCAUUGGUGCAGACCAUUGGAACUUUCCAAGAACGUAUGCUAGUCCUGAGGCAAUUCAGAGAACAGAGCUUUUUGAAUAUGCAAAGGUUCUUGGGAACUCUCAGUUUUCUCUGCUUCAACUCCAGUCAUACAAACUUGUAUAUGCACACAUGCUGGCCGAGGUUGGAAGGAUUUCGGAUUCAUUGAAAUACUGUCAAGCUGUUUACAAAUCUCUCAAAAUUGGACGAUCACCGGAAGCAGAUACAUUGAAACAGUUAUUAUCAUCUCUUGAAGAGAGGAUUAGGACACACCAACAGAGUGGAUAUGCAGCUAACUUGGCUCCAGGAAAGAUAGUGGGUAAAUUGCUCAACUUUUUUGAUAGUACAGCUCAUCGCGUUGUUGGAGGUCUCCCGCCACCCGGUCCUUCAUCUUCAACAACACAAAGUAGUUUUCAAGGCAAUGAAAAUCAAUUUCAGGCACUGAGCCCUAUGGUAACAGGCAGUCAAUUAAACAUGGGUGUCUCAUCGCUCACGCCACCAGCAUCCUUGAAUAUAAUGAGCAGUCAAUCAAACAUGGGUAUGUCGUCAAUGACGCCAUCAGCAUCCAUGGAGCCCAUAAGCCAAUGGGCAGUAGAUGAAAGUAAAAUGACAUUGCAAAAUAGAAGCGCAUCCGAGCCAGAUAUUGGUAGAACUAGGCCGGAUCAGGUCGAUUCUUCGAAAGAAGCAACUUCUUCCAGCACAGUGGGAAAACAAUCUGGUUCGACAGGAACAUCUCGCUUUGGUCGUUUGAACUUUGGUGCUCAGAUCUUUCAAAAGACUGUUGGAUUGGUCUUAAAGCCUCUUCAAGGCCGCCAGGCUAAAUUGGGGGACACAAACAAAUUCUAUUACGACGAAAAGCUUAAGAGAUGGGUAGAGGAAGGUGCUGAACCAACUACUGAAGAAUCUGCUUUGCCACCACCACCAAUGACUGCAGCUUUCCAAAGUGGAAAAUCGGAUUAUAACUUGAAGAGUUCUUUAAAUGAUGGAUUGCAUGCCGUUAAUGGUAGUCCAGCAUCUACAAAUUCAACUCCUGAAAGCAGUCCUGGUAUACCAUCUACGUUGCCUAGCUCAAAUCAGUUUUCAGCACGCAGCCGGAUGGGUGUACGAUCCAGGUAUGUAGAUACUUUCAACAAGGGUGGCGGGGCUUCCACAAAUCUGUUCCAGGCACCGUCAGUUCCAUCAGUUCAACCACCUAAACUCACUGGCGCCAAGUUCUUCAUUCCCGCCGCAGCACCAGCAAAUGAACAAACUAUCGGCACAGAAGCUGGAACCAGAAAUGAAGUUUCUGAAAUUGGAGAAAAUCCUUCCAUGUCCAUGAAUGAUCCUUUCCAAAAUCUAACACCUUCACCCGUUGGAACAAUGCAGAGGUUUUCAAGUGUCGACACAAUAUCUAGUAAUGGUACAAUGGAAAGUGGGAAGGUUCCUCUUGUGCCCCAAUCUCGUCGUACAGCCUCAUGGAGUUCAAUUCAGAGUGACACGUAUACUCCACCUCCAAUAACUGAGAUGAAAGCUUCCCCGCUUUCGUUUAUCCCUAGUGAUCAACUGCCUGGUAAUCUGCACAUUGAUAAAGACAAUUCUGGGGAUGAUCUUCAGGAGGUUGAACUUUGAACUGAGGGUGCUGUACAUAUCAAGUUUUGUUUUGCAUCUUGUAAUCUAUACACCAUCAGGAAUUAUCGAGGCCAUAUCAAGCUAUUGAAGUGCAGCGAAGUGGAGCUUCAAGUUUUAGAUACAACUUUUCCUGUUUUUUUAAGACUCAUACCCUUGCCUUUCUGCAAAUAUGUCAGAAAAUGGAUAAGCUUAUUUUAUUGUAAUAUGAAUAGAAAUAGGAUGUUGUAGCCAUUUAGAUGGUAAUACCACAUAGCAAGAGAUAGGUUGGGGGGUUUUGGGGCACAUUGUACAGUUCCGUUUCGUUCGUUCAUUUAAUGUGUACUAUAUAAAUAAACAAUUGAAAUGGAUAGGGGAGGAAUGUCUCAAAUAAUUUGAGAUGUUAAGGCGAGUUUAAUAAUGGAAUCUAGUAAGUUUCCAAA